ACACACACAGCCCUGGAGAAGAGACGUUACCAUGGGGACAAGUGAUGCCGAUCACAAUGCUGCCGCAGCACAACAUUGAGUGCUUAACUUGACCACAUUAUUAUACACAUGUACAUUAUUUAAGUAUUAUUGUAACAAUGUGUGUACUUUCAAAUGCACAGUAUUUGAAUGGCUUGGGGCUUCGCAGCGGCUAUUGUGUGUCUCGCUCGCUUUAAACGGAAUCGUAUGUGUGUCAUUACAUGAACAAAAGGUAUUUUAAUCAGCACAUGCGGAACAGGUUUCUACAACUGCUUUAUGCGUUGGUGUAUAUCGGUGGGUAUAGUCGACGUCAUAUCUGUUGUAAUGUAGAAUUCCAGCGUAGGGGGGCAACAAAAGUUACAAUUGCUUUCAAAACAAAAUGAACCCAGGUGGACACAAAAAGUCUUUGAAGCUUUGAUUUUGGUCAUAAAGAAGUGUGAUGCUGCUCCUUGUGGUCAAUGUUUACAGGACAACAUGAAAAACAAUGAGGCGUAAGGAGGAAGCGGUCUCAAUGGUGGUCUUGCUACUGGUGUGGUUUUGGGAUCAUGACCAUGGACGGCAGCAUAGACAAGACCAGGAGCCACCUCAGAAAGCGUUUGGACCAGCUGGGCUACAGUCUCCAUCUUGGGAUGGACUCGGUGCCCUUGGUUGCUAAGCUCUUCAGUGAUCUGGUGCACACCACGGUUAGCCUACGCGAUGCUAAACUGUCAGGGAGGCAGCCCGAGCGAUACCACGAUGAUGACCUACUUGAGCCACCGUACAGGACCAUGUUGGCCUCUGGCGACCAUUUUAUCAGUGGAGGUGGUAAAAAACGCAGCAUUGCUUUGAUACACAAGUGUACACAGACGGAUGAAGACAGACCUCUUCCUCCUCCUCGUGAUGAUGAUGAAGCCGAUUUAUCUGCAAGGCUGGUGGAACUGCUGGAGGAGCACGUCGUCUCCAUGAAAUCGGAGCUGGACGACUCUCACGGGCGCAUAAAAACCUUAAACGGCCAAUUGGCCGAGCUGCAGGAGGCCAAGCGGACGCUCGAACGCACGCUGGAGGACGAGCGGCGGCGGUCGAGCGCCGAGGCGGCCGAGCUGGCCGAGCUGGCCUCGCGGAACGAGGAGACGCGUCGGGAGCUGAGGCGCAAGGACGGCGCCGUGGCUCGGACGGUGGCGCUGAAGGAGCGCGUGCUCAACAUGGCCUACAGGAAGCUGUCCGCCUCCAGGGAGGUCAUCCUCAGCCAACAGGAAGUCAUCCAGGACCUGGAGGAGAACCUAAGGAAGAUACAAGCGGAAGUUAGCGAGCGACGACGCCUUCGAGAGCAGCUGGACGAGGCGAGAGGACGAAACCACAAACUGGAAGGAUUGCUCGACAUCUUGGAGGCGGAGAAGAGCGCCCUGCAGAACAAAGUGGACACGAUGAUGGACACCCACAGAGACCUGGUCCUGGAGUUGGAUUCGUCACGGGGCAAAUAUGGCGACGGCAACGGCGGGCCUGCGCUCGGCGUGGCCGCCUUCAUCGAGAGCCUGGAGGAGGAGCGCAAUCGCUACCGGCGCGAGGUCCAGAGCUACAGGAGCCUCCUGAAGGCCACGACGCCCACCGCGCCCACCGCGCCCAUGGUGCCCACGGUGCCCAGUCCCACGCAGGCCAGGAGGAACAAGUUCGUCCUGGCCGCCACCUUCCAGGCCGAUGCGGCUGAACCGAGCGGACGCGCUCGUUCAAAUCAAUGAGCGUUUUAUUCCUACGGCGACAACGCUUACCUCAUGCAGAAGAAGCACUUUACGAAGAACCGAGAACUCUCCUCCGAACAAUUGGAUCGUUAUUGUACUGUUGAUGCUCCGCCCUAAUAAAACUUUUCC
This is a messenger RNA of Phyllopteryx taeniolatus (common seadragon), 1862 nucleotides long. RefSeq names its product centrosomal protein of 135 kDa-like. The record is from RefSeq and is a predicted model, not a curated record. NCBI's taxonomy places the organism in Eukaryota, Metazoa, Chordata, Actinopteri, Syngnathiformes, Syngnathidae. Bases 564 to 1733 code for a protein of 389 amino acids. The transcript has 7 exons.